Molecule: messenger RNA, 1407 nt
Organism: Sporothrix schenckii 1099-18
Lineage: Eukaryota; Fungi; Ascomycota; Sordariomycetes; Ophiostomatales; Ophiostomataceae
Product: ethanolaminephosphotransferase
Exons: 3
Coding region: 1-1407 (468 amino acids)
Biological process (GO): phospholipid biosynthetic process
Cellular component (GO): membrane
Molecular function (GO): phosphotransferase activity, for other substituted phosphate groups
Source: RefSeq, a predicted model, not a curated record
AUGGUGUACCUACGGCAGGAGUCCCUUGCGGGGCUCAAGCUUUACAAGUACUCGGGUGUCGACCACAGCUUGACGUCCAAGUACAUCCUGAAGCCCUUCUACAACAACAUCGUGUUGCCGUGCUUUCCUAUCGGCAUGGCGCCGAAUCUCAUCACACUCUCCGGCUUUAUGUUCGUCGUUGCGAAUCUCCUCACACUGUUGUGGUACAACCCGGCGCUCGACCAGGACUGCCCGCCGUGGGUGUACUACAGCUGGGCUGUGGGCCUGUUCCUGUACCAGACCUUUGAUGCCGUUGACGGCGCGCAAGCUCGGCGCACGCGCCAGAGCAGCCCUCUCGGUGAGCUUUUCGACCACGGUGUGGACGCCCUCAAUACCUCCCUCGAGGUACUGAUUUUCGCCGCUUCCCAAAACAUGGGCCAGGACUGGAAGACAGUCGCAACCUUGUUUGCAUCCCUCAUGGCGUUCUACGUUCAGACAUGGGAAGAGUACCACACUCACACACUCACGCUGGGCGUCGUCAAUGGCCCCGUCGAAGGCGUCUUAAUUCUCAUCCUGGUGUACGCCCUGACUGGUUAUCUUGGCGGCGCCUCGUUCUGGCAACAGCCUAUGCUGGCUACGCUUGGCGUUCCGUCCAGCAUUAUCAGCCUUGUUCCGUCAGCGCUGCGGGACUUAUCCUUCACCGGUUGGUAUAUGGUGCAGGGGGCGGUCGUGUUGGUGUACAACACGGCCGAGUCGGCCCGCACGGUGCUGCGUGUGUGGCGCAAGGAGCAAAAGGAGGCCAAGGCGAACGGGACGGCAGCCAAGGCCGGAAAGGGAGUCAACCGCGAUAACCACCCCUUCCUUGGCCUACUUCCGUUUGCCAUCACCUGGGCCCUUGUUGUGGUGUACUUGGUGCUGCAGCCUGAGAUCCUGCACUCCCACCUAGUCCCCUUCGUGUUCUUUGUGGGCCUCAUCAACGCCUACUCCGUUGGCCAGAUGAUUACGGCACAUGUUUCGCAUCUGCCCUUCCCUUAUUACAAUGUCUUGGUCCUACCUCUCGCCUGGGGCGUCGUCGACUCCCUUGGUCCGCUUCUACAGCGGAUUGAGCCGGCGGUCGCACCGCUGCUAUUCGGCAGUAGCGAGCCUCCGUCGUACUUCAAACUUGGCUGGCCCAGCGCUCUCGGCGACGGCGUCUACCAGGUUGCAUACAUGUUCUGCAUGCUCGGUAUGGCCGUAGGCGUGUACGGUUCCUUCGUCGUUGACGUCAUUGUCACCAUCUGUGACUAUCUGGACAUCUGGUGCCUGACAAUCAAGCACCCUCAUGUUGAGGGCGAAUUAUCCGACAAGGCCGCCACUGGUGCAACGAGCGGUCAAGCAUCAUCCACGUCCGUUUCUCUAGACACAACAACAGUGCAGAAGAGAAAAUAG